AAUUACGUGUAAUUUUAAUGAUCGAUUUAGUAAGUAUUAUAACUACUGGCGGAGUCAUCCUAUUUUACAAAGUAUUCUGAUUUCAUUAAACAACUAGGCUCUAUGCUAAAUAAAGGAGGAUGUUUUGGGAAAAGUCAUCGAUGGAUGUUUACAAUAGAAAACAUCAUUAUAAUUGGGAUCAAUGAAAGUUCAAUGGGUCAUAUUAAAUGAAUUAGGAUUGAUAUUUAUCGUUUCUUAUCAAGAAAUCUUUUUCAUCCAAUAUAUCGAUGUAUUGUUGAAAAUGUUGUAAACUUAAUUCAAAUAAAUAUACAAUCCUGCAAUUAAAUAAAAAGGAAUUUACAAGUAUUUAUGUCAUCUUACAGGGUAGGUCUAUUCCAGAGUUUGAUUCUGGUUUUGAGGAAGUCAUGAAGAUGUGGUAAUUGUAUUGUGACAAAAGGAGUGAGAAAGAAAAAGAAGGACCAACAAGAACAUAAGAUUAAUAGUAAGAAUAAUUUUCAACAUUCGAACCAAAGGUUGAAACAGGUAAUACGCCGAAUGAAGAGCCAAAUGAUGGUUAAUAAAAGUUAAGCAAAUCAGAAAUAAUAAAAAUGAAGAUGUAAUAAAAGUCUGGAACACGAUCUCCAAAAGAUGGUACAAAGUCCCCUUAAGAUGGUGCUAAAUCUCCUGUUGAUAGUAGAUCACCAAAAUAGUCUGUCAUUAUGAAUACAAACAUAACAAAAAAAUAAAUUGAAUCUUUGGAUUUCACUAGUAAGGGACAAAGUUAAGUCUAAUCCAAUUAAAAUGAGAAAUAUAUGACUUAAGAAUAAGAAGAUGAUUUAUUAAAGUAAUUUGUUGGUGAUGAUGAUCCUUUAUUCGGUUCAGAUGAUGAAAAUCCAAAAUAACAAAAAAAACAAGGUUUAUUUUAAAAAUUGACAGGAAAGAUUUAGAACCUAACAGGAAAUAAAUAAUUAACUGAAGAAGAUCUGUUACCAGUUUUAGAUGAUUUCAAAAAUGCCUUAAUGUAGAAAAAUGUAGCAGAAGAAAUAGCAUAAAAAUUAGUUGACUCCAUAAAAACCAAUUUAUUGGCUACAAAAACAAAAGCAUUUUAAUCAAUCAGAACAUCAGUAUAAGAAGCAAUGAAGUCAACGUUAACAAGAAUUCUGACACCAAAUAGACACAUUGAUAUUAUUGCUGAAGCAUUGAGAGCAAAAGAAAAACAAAAACCUUAUGUAAUAGUAAUCAUAGGAGUUAAUGGGGUUGGAAAAUCAACAACAUUAGCAAAAUUAGGAUACUUAUUCAAAAGUUAAGGAUUCUCAUUGAUGAUUGCAGCAUGUGAUAAUUUCAGAGCUGGAGCUGUAGAAUAAUUAAAGACUCAUGGAUAAUGUUUGGGAAUUCCAGUUUAUGAUAGAGGAUAUAAAGAUGAUCCUCCCGAGAUUGCUUAUUAAGCUAUAAGAGAAGCAACGAUCAAAAAAAUUGAUGUUGUUUUAGUAGAUACAGCUGGAAGAAUGUAACACAACGAACCUUUGAUGAGAGCAUUGUCAAGGAUAGUUACAAUGAAUAAUCCUGAUCUUGUUUUAUUUGUAGGGGAGGCCCUCGUUGGUAACGAUGGAGUAGAUUAAUUGGUUAAUUUUAAUAAAGCUUUGAUUGUGAAUAGUCCAAAGGAUAACGUAAGAGAGAUCGAUGCUAUAAUUUUAAGUAAAUUUGACACUGUUGAUGAAAAAGGUAAAUGAUUAAUCAUAUUUGGUAGUUGGUGCAGCAUUAUCCUUAACAUCAGCAACAGGCAAACCAAUUCUGUUCGUUGGAGUAGGACAGAAAUAUACACAUUUAAAAAAAUUAAAUGUGAAUACUGUUGUAAGAGCAUUAUUACAAUGAAAGUAUUGAAAUAUACAUAAUAUCCA
This is a messenger RNA of Paramecium octaurelia, 1877 nucleotides long. The record is from the annotation of a GenBank genome assembly. NCBI's taxonomy places the organism in Eukaryota, Ciliophora, Oligohymenophorea, Peniculida, Parameciidae.